AACGUGAAGAUUAUGGAUUCGUCUACGAGGAACUGGUACUAUGAGUUGUGAAUCAACAGCCAAAGAUACGAUUCCCGCAGUUUCAAACAGAACCGAAAAGGCAAGGACGAAGGAGAGGAAACGGGUUACAGCAGCACAAAUGCAGGCAAUUAACAGGUGCAACUUGCAACACGUGAAGUAGUGCCAGUCGUCCAUAAAAAAAAGGGACCAUCUUUACUGCUGAGGUAAUCAGUGAUUCGAAUUCGAAUUCCAUCGUCGGUGCAGCGUCAAAUUCAGAAUAAAAAUGGCGCCAGGCGGUGAGAGAGUUCCGUCAACGACGUGCACGACUGAAGCGGAAGUCGAACUGCCCGAUAAGAACAUGAAUACAAAAUGUCCUGAAAACGUUCAGAACGGAUCGUUGAAAAACGGGGAAGAACGCGACUCGCAAAGAACCACCGAUGUUUACAUCCCGAGAAUCAAAUGGCCCGAUCUCUUCGUUCAGAUAUUCGUUCACGGAGGAUGCAUCUAUGGACUCUACCUCAUCUUCACCGAGGCCAAACUUUUAUCAGCUUUAUGGGCAUUCGUAACGAUCUAUACGUCGGGCUUUGGCAUCACCGCUGGAGCGCACAGAUUAUGGUCACACAGAGCAUACAAGGCCAAGUGGCCGCUGCGUCUCCUCCUCGUUCUUCUAUUCACGAUAACCGGACAAAGACACGUUUACGCCUGGGCGUUGGAUCACAGAGUGCAUCACAAGUACAGCGAGACUGAUGCCGAUCCUCACAAUGCGAAACGGGGCUUCUUCUUCGCUCACGUUGGAUGGCUUUUUACAACUCCACAUCCGGAAGUGGUCGCGAAACGAGACGCGGUCGACAUGAGCGAUCUUGAGGCAGACCCGAUAGUCAUGUGGCAAAAGCGGUUAUACGUGCCGCUCUUCGCCCUCCUGGCAAUUGGAUUUCCGGUCGCCGUGCCAUAUUACUUCUGGGACGAAUCCCUGUGGAUAUCGUUUUGGGUGAACUUCAAUUUCCGGUUCUGCGUAACCCUGAACAUCGCCUUCUUCGUGAACAGUGUUGCUCACAUGUGGGGCCAGAAGCCUUACGACAAGAACAUAUCGCCCGUGGAAAAUAUCGCCGUAUCGAUAGCCGCGUUGGGCGAAGGAUGGCACAACUACCACCACGUCUUUCCGUGGGAUUAUAAGACUGGUGAAUUGGGAAGCUAUUCGUUCAACAUAACGACGGGCUUCAUAGACACGUUUGCCAAGCUUGGUUGGGCCUACGACCGAAAAUACGUCUCGGCAGAAAUGGUCAGGAGGAGAGCCAAUCGCAGCGGUGACGGAAGUCACAUUUGGGGUUACGGGGACACCGACAUCCCGCCGGAGGACCUCAAGGAGUUGGAAGUCAUGGACCGGAAAUCGGUGUAGAUUGCAUCUGCUGCGAUCAGAUCGGGACCAGAUGCUGCAGCCUGUCCCGGUGAAUCACGAUCAAAAUACUUACAAUAACGUCACUUUACGCCUCCUCCGAAUAAUUCUAUACGUUACAUAUAUAUAUAUAUAUAUAUGUACAAAAACGUAGAGAAACAUAUAAAAUACGUGAAACCGGUCAACGCUCGAAAAAUAACGUGAAUCUGCGGAGAGAAACUGCAGCAGUAAUAUAUUAUGAUAAUUAAUAACAUGCCAAUGCUAUUUACGCGACGGAUUUACGUACAUAAUUUUACUUAUUUAUUUAUCGAUAUAUUGUUGUUGUUGUUUUUUUUUUUUUUUUUUCUUUCCCCUAUUCGAAUACAUACGCAUGUAUAUGAAAUAACGUCGGUUAUUAUCUAUUUUGAAAACCACUGACAAUCUAACAAAUGCGCGUAGGUAAAAGUAUUCGAUCUCUUCUGGCAUAUUGUAAUGUUUAAUAAAAUUAUGAUAUAUUGCAGUACGAAUGCAUUCAAUAAUUCUACGUUCAUUCUAUAGAUCGUAUAAGUAUUACGUUGAUUCGAUACAGACGAAAGAAUUCCGCGAAAUAAAUUGUAAGACAUGCAUUACGUAAGAAUAUAAUUAA
This is a messenger RNA of Diprion similis, 2018 nucleotides long. Its product is annotated as acyl-CoA Delta12-desaturase-like. The transcript is spliced from 5 exons. Gene Ontology annotation, cellular component: endoplasmic reticulum membrane. Bases 284 to 1396 code for a protein of 370 amino acids. Gene Ontology annotation, biological process: unsaturated fatty acid biosynthetic process. The record is from RefSeq and is a predicted model, not a curated record. NCBI's taxonomy places the organism in Eukaryota, Metazoa, Arthropoda, Insecta, Hymenoptera, Diprionidae. Gene Ontology annotation, molecular function: stearoyl-CoA 9-desaturase activity; iron ion binding.